AGAGACACAGAGAGAGCCUUCUCCCCUCCUCCUCCCUCUGCCUUUUCUCUCUCCUAAAUGCAACUUUUUUGCAGCUUGCAGGAAGGUUGGGUGCUGGGGGGCUCUGCAUGGCGAUGGUGAAGGGUGGCUGAAAAGGGGGCUGGAAGGCUGCCUUUUGGGGGGUUUUAAACCCUUGCUUCUUAUCUGCCAGGCAUUCUGGAGAACCCCCAAAAAGAAAACCCUACCACCCUUCCAUUACCCCAGGACAGGCCCUGCUCCUCACCCAGUACCCAGGGAACUCUCUGUUUUGGGGUACAUUGGCAGGAUGCAACAUUUCUUGGGGGGCUACUGGAAGUGGCUGCUGUCUGACUGAUUACUCAAUGCAGGAGGCUGAUAGGAGACCCCAGGAUCCAGGGCUGACCCCCUUCCUUCUCCCUGAACCCAGGAGGCAUCUGGAGGUACCCCCAAGGCACAGGCUGCCCCCCAAUAUGGCAGAUUGGAGACACUUGUCGCUGUGAGCCUGGACUGCAGUAAGGAUCUGUCCCUGCUUCCCUGUCUCUCUCCUGCCAUGAAGCUGCUUACUGCCUGCCACUGUGGCCCCUGUCUGUGGAGGUAUGGUCUCUCUCCCACAGAUAUUCUCCUCCCACAGCCUCCUGUUGAGGGCCUUCUGCAGUGAGAAGAAUCCAAAGUUGGAGACAAGUCCUUACUGGGAUAUGACCGGUUACGGCUGCCACAGCAAGGUCUAUAAUCCAGGCAAAAGCAGCUCGACAUCUGGCCAACUGUUGCUCGCGCACGCCUCCCUCCUUCAGGUGCCGUACGAGCAAACCGUGAUCUUCCCGACCAGCGUCGGGCAUAUUGUGGAGUCCUCGUCCAGCAGUGUGUCUUCAACAGCAGCGAGCGGUAAAACGCUCGGUGGCCCUCCGACCAACCUGAUGCGGCGCAGUACGGUCAGCCUUCUGGAUACCUACCAGAAGUGCAGUUUGAAGCGAAAAUGCGAGGAGUUAGACAACAACAGCAGUGUGCAGAUUGUGGAUGAGCAUCCUCCUAUAACCCAGAACAAUGCAAGCGGUGCCACUGCUGCCACCACCUCCACGGCCACUUCCAAGAACAGCGGCUCCAACAGCGAAGGGGAUUACCAGCUGGUGCAACAUGAGGUUCUGUGUUCCAUGACCAAUACUUAUGAGGUUCUGGAAUUUUUGGGAAGAGGUACCUUCGGGCAGGUAGUGAAAUGCUGGAAAAGAGGAACCAACGAGAUAGUGGCCAUCAAGAUCCUGAAGAACCACCCUUCCUAUGCUAGGCAAGGCCAGAUCGAAGUGAGCAUCCUGGCCCGGCUAAGUACAGAAAGCGCAGAUGACUACAAUUUCGUUAGGGCGUACGAGUGCUUUCAGCACAAGAAUCACACCUGCCUUGUGUUCGAGAUGCUCGAGCAGAACCUCUACGACUUCCUGAAGCAAAACAAAUUCAGCCCGUUGCCUCUUAAGUACAUUCGGCCGGUCCUGCAGCAGGUGGGCACGGCCCUUAUGAAGCUGAAGAGCCUGGGCUUAAUCCACGCUGACUUAAAGCCAGAGAACAUCAUGCUGGUCGACCCUUCCAGACAGCCGUACAGAGUCAAAGUCAUAGACUUUGGAUCUGCAAGCCAUGUCUCCAAAGCCGUUUGUUCCACCUACCUGCAAUCCAGAUAUUACAGGGCUCCCGAGAUCAUCUUGGGGCUACCGUUCUGUGAGGCCAUUGACAUGUGGUCUUUGGGCUGCGUGAUCGCUGAGCUGUUUUUAGGGUGGCCUCUCUACCCGGGAGCAUCGGAGUACGACCAGAUACGUUACAUCUCCCAGACUCAGGGUUUACCAGCAGAGUAUCUACUCAGCUCUGGGACAAAGACCACUCGCUUCUUCAACAGGGACGGAGAUUCUCCAUACCCGCUGUGGAGAUUAAAGACUCCUGAAGACCAUGAAGCGGAGACCGGUGUUAAGUCAAAGGAGGCCAGGAAAUACAUCUUCAAUUGUCUGGAUGACAUGGCCCAGGUGAAUAUGGCGUCCGAUUUGGAAGGGAGCGAUAUGCUGGUGGAGAAGGCAGACAGGCGCGAGUUCAUCGACCUUCUAAAGAAGAUGCUGACUAUUGACGCGGACAAAAGGAUAACACCUAUCGAGACGCUCAACCACCCCUUCGUGACCAUGACCCACCUCCUGGACUUCCCGCACAGCUCACAUGUGAAAUCCUGUUUCCAGAACAUGGAGAUCUGCAAGCGGCGGGUGAACAUGUACGACACUGUGAACCACAGCAAGACCCCCUUUAUCACACACGUGGCCCCCAGCACUUCCACUAACCUCACCAUGACCUUUAGCAAUCAGCUUAACACUGUGCACAGCCAGCCUUCCGCUGCAUCCAUGGCAGCCGUUGCCCAGAGGAGUAUGCCCCUGCAAACUGGGGCAGCACAGAUCUGUGCCCGGCCUGACCCCUUCCAACAGGCUCUGAUUGUUUGCCCGCCAGCCUUCCAAGGGUUGCAGAACUCUCCUUCCAAACACGGCGGAUAUUCUGUGCGCAUGGAAAACACCGUGCCGCUGGUCACGCAGACAGCUGGUACUCAGGCGCUGCAAAUUCAGCCAGGGCUUCUGACACAGCAGGCAUGGCCCAGCGGCACACAGCAGAUUCUGCUUCCCCCAGCUUGGCAACAACUGGCCGGUGUGGCUGCCCAUACCUCGGUUCAGCACGCCGCGGUUAUACCAGACAGCAUGGCGGGCUCGCAGCAGCUGGCAGAUUGGAGGAGCUCCCAUACACAUGGGGCGCAUUACAAUCCCAUCAUGCAGCAGCCGGCGCUCCUUGCCGGUCAUGUGACCCUGCCUUCCGCGCAGCCUCUGAAUGUGGGAGUGGCUCAUGUCAUGAGGCAACAGCCAACCAGCUCCUCCUCCUCGUCGCGCAAGAAGCAACACCACUCCUCCGUGAGGAAUUCCUCGAACUACGAGGUCUCCUCAUCGCAAUCUCUCAGCUCUCCCCAACGAUCCAAACGAGUGAAGGAGAACACGACCCCUCGCUGCUCAGUCCCCCAGAAUACUGGCCCUUGUGGCCCCUCCAUUACCUGCGGCUGGGGGGAAAGCUCUGUGAGCGGAUCCCGCGAGCGUCAGCGCCAAACGAUCGUGAUUCCCGACACACCGAGUCCGGCGGUCACCGUCAUCACCAUCAGCAGUGACACCGAUGAGGAGGAAGAGCAAAGGCAAGCGGCCCCAAGCCUCCCAAAGCAGCGCAGGAACGUGAUCAGCUGUGUCACGGUCCACGAUUCGCCUAUCUCAGAUUCCUCUAGCAACACCAGCCCCUAUGGAGCCGUCGGGCAGCGUCGCGGCACCAAUACUACCGCCCAGGAGAGCAAAUGCCCGCCAGAGAGCGCCUGUCCUGCCAACCCUCGCACCAUCAUCGUACCGCCUCUGAAGACCCAGCCUGCUGAAGGCCGCCUUGAAUGUGAGAGGAGACAGCCAGAUACAACCAGCCACCACACGUAUAAACCCAAGUCGUCAUCUUCCUCCUCCUCGGCGGCUUCGUCUUCUCAUGCCUCCAGUAGCACCGUGGGCACGUCUACGUAUCGGCAGGCACGAGCUAAUGGGCACUCCUUCCAACAACAGCCACUCAACCUCAGCCAGAUGUCUCAGCACCUCAGCUCGGAGCGUACAAGCAGCCACCGAAGGCAACAAGCCUACUUAACGCCCACCCUCGCCCAGGCUCCAUACUCCUUCCCACAUGGAAGCCCCAGCCACGGAGCCGUGCACCCUCACCUGGCUGCUACAGCUCACCUCCCCAGCCAGCCUCACCUGUACACGUAUACUGCACCUGCGGCACUGGGUUCCACCGGAACAGUCGCUCACCUGGUGGCUUCCCAAGGAUCGGCGAGGCAUGCUGCAUACCCGGCCAGCAUCGUACCAGUCAGCAUGGCCCCCCGGUUACUUCCCUCACCAAGCCUGCACCCUGGCCAGUACCAGGCUCAGUUUGCCCACCAGACUUACAUCCCAGCCUCUCCCACCUCCAGCGUUUACACUGGAUACCCACUAAGCCCACCUAAAGUCAAUCAGUACCCUUACAUAUAGAGUCCUGGUGGUGGGGUAGAGGCGGGUGCCUUUGAGGACACAAAACUUCUAACACUGGGAAAUGAAGAAUAUAUCGGAGGCGACAUCUUAUCCGGGGGUCAAAGUACGGGUCAAAGAAAGUGUCCUAGAACUUUUCCGGAAUCAAAAAAUAAAUACAAAAAGAGGGGUCUCUCCAUUAGUGGCAGGGCGUCUGGACACUAGUUAUUAGUCCGUCUCCAACCAUGUAUUUUUUAUUUUAUUUUUGAGCAGAACCAGGUCUGGCUCUGAUGAACUGUUAAUCGGAUCUCCUUGAUGAAGAUGGAGUCCUACCGGGACUGCUAGAUUCCACAUCUCCACUGGACAUUGUGACUUGCUGCUCUUGGGGAGGGUGGGAAAUGUAUGAUGAACGUGGCUGGAAGUCACCCACUGGGUUUCGAGAGGAAGUUUUAUAUUUAUUAAUCUCUGAUUACCGUUGAGUUAUUGGAGAGUCCAUCGGGCUCUUCUAACAUAGCGUUGACUUAGGAGUUUAUGCAGAGUUUUAUAGGGUUAGGUUCUCACCAACCAUGUUUUGACUCUAGAACACAUUUUAAUUUUUCAAGGGUGGACUUGUAGGCCAGAUUAUCAAAAGGGGCCACCAAGUCCCCUCUAUUUUAUUUUCAUUUUUACUAUUUGAAGGGUGAGCGUGAGAAGUUUGGGGGCACCAGCUCGACCAACUUUUCCUGCACCUGUUUUUUUUUUAGGUUACAGGUUUCUUUUUCCCUUUCUCAGCACUAAUCGUAAUUUUGUUUUGAGUUUUAGAAGAUUGUAAUUUUUAACAAACAUUUUAGAAGGACUUGGCAUAAAAAAACCAAAACCAUCUCUUCUGGGUUUUAACACACAAAAAAAAAAUAAAAAAAACAAAAAAAAAAAUAAAACAAAACUGAGCAGCUUUGUGAAGAGGGAUUUUUGGGACGUCGUGAAGGGGACGAGGGAAGAAACGGGAAAGUUAAAAUCCUCUUCUCGGAGGAAUCCAUGAAGUGAGGAGACAGAGGACGAUCCUGAUCUUUGGCGCUGUGCGGAUCAGAAAGGAAAGGAUUGGGAAUUAAGAUGAAUCGAACGGAGUGAAGCGGACGCAGCUGCUUAACCUCUCACUGUUUCACGUCACUUUAAAAACUUUUAGUAAAGGAAAUGUCCCUCCCCUGCGCUACAAUGUAGCGCAACCAGGUGUAGCCCGUUUUAUAAGCUUAUCCAAUAGAUCUAUAUUUUCUCCUGUAAGAAAAGUUGCACAAUAGCUUAGACAUGUCUCGCACCGACUCCAAAACACUAAUGGACAACUUGUGAUUGAAGAUACCGGCAUGUAACUUUGUGACAGUCCUAGAUCAUGUGUGUGUAAACCUGUGUGUCCUUCCGUGUCACAUACUUUGCUCGUAGUGCCUUACAACCUGUUGAGAACGUUUGACCCUGUUGUGUCUCUGAUAAUUGUCACUCUGCUAGUUACAAGAGGUGUGUUACAACCCGCUGGUGCUGUAGCUUGUGUUCCAUUCUCUUCUCAUACGCCUCGAUCCGAAGUUCCGUGUUCCGAGUUACUACAGGGUCCGAAACGGGGUAACCCCUUUAAGUGACAAGACCGUAGAAUGUUGAGGAGCGUCCGGUUGUCACAUAAAUGGGUUAAACCGGUAUCACCACACUUACUAUUCUAGGGUUGUAAAAAGAAAAAAAAUAUAUAUCAUUUUACCUUUUUAACACUUUUGUCUGAGCCUCUCGACCUCUGGUUGUCAUUUCAAUUAUGUUUUAACACUUUGGCUGCCAGAGUGACCGAGAUAUGCGAUGCAUGGCAAUCUCCUCCGGCAGCCAUGGGGUUAAUUAUGGAAUUGUCAAUUGUUGAGUGGAAACCUUUUUAUCAAAGCAAUUACUAAGACUCUUGAAUUAUGAAGAAGGAAUGGCCGCUAAAAUCCAAGCUGUGGGCACAUUGUUAUGUGAAUGAUGGUAUGUAAUCGUGGUUAACCCCUUCAGUACUGAUGAGGUUAAAAAAAAGGGAAUAAAAGAACUGUAAUUUGUGA
This is a messenger RNA of Spea bombifrons (plains spadefoot toad), 6064 nucleotides long. Its product is annotated as homeodomain-interacting protein kinase 2-like. Gene Ontology annotation, biological process: peptidyl-serine phosphorylation; intrinsic apoptotic signaling pathway in response to DNA damage by p53 class mediator; positive regulation of transcription by RNA polymerase II. The record is from RefSeq and is a predicted model, not a curated record. Lineage: Eukaryota; Metazoa; Chordata; Amphibia; Anura; Pelobatidae. Bases 594 to 4046 code for a protein of 1150 amino acids. The transcript has 15 exons. Gene Ontology annotation, cellular component: nucleus; cytoplasm; PML body. Gene Ontology annotation, molecular function: transcription corepressor activity; protein serine/threonine kinase activity; SMAD binding.